This is a messenger RNA of Gaeumannomyces tritici R3-111a-1, 1116 nucleotides long. RefSeq lists its product as hypothetical. Lineage: Eukaryota; Fungi; Ascomycota; Sordariomycetes; Magnaporthales; Magnaporthaceae. The transcript has 5 exons. Gene Ontology annotation, molecular function: hydrolase activity. The coding region runs from base 1 to 1116 and encodes 371 amino acids. The record is from RefSeq and is a predicted model, not a curated record.
AUGUCGGGCGUGCAUGUUAUUGUGGCGCGUGCCAGCGAGGAGCAGCCCGGCCCGGGCAUCUUGGGCAAAGUGGCCGAGGAUGUGGUCUCCAAGAUUCCCGGAUCCGACUUUGUUGCAGUUGACUAUCCUGCCAAGCUGAGCAACUACAAGGCGUCCCAGAAGGCCGGGGUCGUUGCCAUGUCUGCACUUAUCAACGACUACACUGCCGCGUGUCCUGACGGCAAGCUAGUUCUCAUGGGCUACUCGCAAGGGGCCCAUGUCGUCGCAGAUAUCGUCUGCGGCGCUAGUGAGGACGUUUUUGACCGGGCCUCCGCCAUCUCCGAUGACAAGUCAAGUAAAAUCGCCGCCGUGGUCAUGAUGGGCGACCCCUCUAGGAAUGCGACUGCCCCUUUUAACCGGGGCAAUGCCACCAAAGACGGUGUAUUCCCACGCAAAGACCUCGCGGGAUGCGGCCCCGCGGCAUCUCGCAUGGUCAGCUACUGCAGCGCCGGUGACAAGUUUUGCGACAGUGGGAACGACCUGAACGUACACGUCGGCUACGUCGAUACCCAGGGAGCAGCAGCCACCAAGCACCACCCGCGCCACCUGCCCCCGCGACGGGCGCGCCACCUUCACCGGCAGCUGCACCGGCAGCACCAGGCGCCCCUCCUGCAGCUGGUCCACCUCCGCCAGGUGCUCCUGGUGCUGGACCACCACCGCCAGGCGGUCCACCUCCGCCGGGAGGCCCUGCCGGAGGCCCUCCUGCUCCGGGUGGUGCCCCACCUCCUCCUCCAGCGGCUGGCGCACCCCCUCCCCCUGCCGGAGGCCCUCCUGCCCCUGGUGCCGCCCCGCCUCCUCCAGCAGCUGGCGCGCCUCCUCCGCCGCCGGUCGGGGGAGCUCCUGCUCCCGGCGCUGCACCGGCCCCGGGGCCAGUCGGGGCACCCCCUGCUCCUGGAGCCGCCCCGCCACCUCCGCCUGCUGCGGCGCCAGCCCCAGGUGCCACGCCGGCAUCACCUGCUAAUGGGACGCCACCUGACGCUCCUCCCGUCGACGCGCCUCCUCCAGCUGCGCAACGGCGCACCACAGGCGGCGGCCCCAGGCACUGGGGAUGCGUUACCAUCCGAUGAGGACCCCUAA